AUGGGCUGCACAUACUCUGGCCAAAGCAGCAGAAACGAGGGCGCGGUGCGUUCUUUUCGAGUGCACAAUGUUGACGAUCAAGGGGUUAAACUGAGCAGAGGCAAUAUUGAGAUCAGAGACAAUGACUUGCUGCUCUACCAGAAAGGGAAGGAACCCAUCCGGUGGCCCCUGCAUUGUCUGCGGCGCUAUGGCUUUGAUGCCGAGCUCUUCUCUUUUGAGAGCGGCCGCCGGUCAGCGACCGGGGCCGGGAUCUACGCCUUCAAGUGCGCGCACGCGGAGGCGCUGUUCAACCUGGUGCAGGAGAGCAUCCAGCGGGCCGGGGAGGAGGCGCAGCGCGGUCAGCAGCCUCAGCCACAGCCGCAUGUCAACCACACGGUGGCUGCCCCGCCAGGAAAUCAGCCACUGAUGGACUGGGGUGUGCCUGUCCCAGGAGGUCCUCCCCAUCACCACGAGUCGUUCAGCCAUUUUGUGCCGCCCCCUGGUGCGGACGACAGCCCGGACAUGCAGCACGCGGGCCGUGAGGGCAGCUCUCACCUCUACGUCAACGGCGUGGUCAACAGAGACAACCCACAGCACGAGUAUCUCAACGCGGGGCCGCAGGUGGGAGCCAUCGGGGCCUUCCAGAUUGACGAGACGGCGGCGCUGAUCGAGUUUCUUCAUCAUCCUCCGGGAUUCGGAGGGGGGAAUGGCCGCUCGCAGGUGAACUAUGCGGAGCUGUACAUGCCCGAGGCCCCGGCCAGUGUGGAGAACCUGGUGGAGGAGGCGAUGGACAGGAAAGACGAUGGGUGA
Molecule: messenger RNA, 789 nt
Organism: Aplysia californica (California sea hare)
Lineage: Eukaryota; Metazoa; Mollusca; Gastropoda; Aplysiida; Aplysiidae
Product: fibroblast growth factor receptor substrate 3
Exons: 5
Coding region: 1-789 (262 amino acids)
Biological process (GO): cell surface receptor protein tyrosine kinase signaling pathway
Cellular component (GO): cytoplasm
Source: RefSeq, a predicted model, not a curated record